CGGGACUCGGUCUCCUCCGCUUCCUCCUGCAGCUGCUGCUUUCUGCUCGGCUACAUCGGUCGGGUCCAGCACGUACCGUAACUACAUGCCAGACGAUGCGCUGAGGGUGGCUUUCAGUAACGACCACCCGCUAUGCAGAGCUGCUGCUCGGUGCCUGACCUGUAGCUGCGUGUUCGGCCGGACGGACUGAAGAGAAACGAGCUGUGAGAGCAGACGGACAGGAGGCCACGGUUCCCCCUCACACACACACACACAUCACCACGGCCUUCAUGGUGAUGUAUGCAAGGAAACCAACAAGAGUCAGCGAUGGGUGCAACGACAGAAGGGAUUCACAAUCCUAUCAGACCCAUAAAUCUCAGCCAAAGAGCCAGUCCAGCAGCCUUCACCGUUACGACAAGGUGCGCGAUGGCUCAUCGGAUCCCACGCCCCCUUACAAGAUGCUGCGACGCUCAGACGAGAGUCCUGUCAGCAGGCAUGGAGACAACCCCGGACACGGCAAGGCAAAAGCCUCUCAUGCUGUUAGAGGAAAAAAUGGGACCAGCGGCUCUCCUCAGGAGAACUCUCACAACAACAGCUCCCACCAUGGCGCCGACUCGCACGCCACUCAGAGCAAGCCUGCAGACAGGGACCCGGCAGAUGACUGGACAGAACACAUUAGCUCCUCUGGGAAAAAGUACUACUACAACUGUAGAACUGAGGUCUCCCAGUGGGAGAAGCCCAAGGACCUGCUGGAGAGGGAACAACGACAGAAAGACUCAGUCAAGAUGGCGGCAAACAGUUUCCCAAGGGACAUGGACUACAGACAAGAGGCCUUGCAGGACAAAGCCACAACAAAGACCACAUCAGGGGACCAGUCCUCGGCAUCCAACUGCGGCCAUUCCUCCUCUUCCUCUUCCUCUCAGAGCCUGAACUCUGCUGCUGCCGGCGCUUUAGGCUCCACCUCCUCCAACAUGUCGUCCUCCUCUUCCUCCUCUUCAGGCCAGGUGCCUUCAUCUGUCCAGUCGCCGUCGCCAGCGCUGCUCCAGGACCCAGCCCUCCUGCAUCAGCUGCUGCCGGCGCUGCAGGCCAACCUGCAGAUGAACAACGGCAGCAUGGACAUGGCGAAGCUCAAUGAGGUCUUGGCAGCUGCUGUCACCCAAGCUUCCUUGCGGUCUGUGCUUCAUAAGCUCCUCACUGCUGGACCUGCUUUCAACGUCACUGCUCUGCUCUCAGCUGCUCAGCACUCCAACCAAGCCCAGCACUCCAGUCAGUCUCCGGUCUCCCUGACGUCGGAUGCCUCAUCACCACGGCCGUACGUCUCGCCACGGAACGGCACGCCACAGACCAACCAGAAGUCACUUAUGGGCAUUCACCCCGGCAACAUCGUGUCCAUAUCCAGGGGCAGUUUAAGUUCAGGGAAGCCAGGAUCAGCCUCCAUGUCUCAGACGACAGAAAAGCGUCCAGAAGACCCGAGAACUCUGCAGCAAAGGAGCAGCCAGGAGAUUCUGUGCACAGGAUCAAACCUGUCUGGUGGUGCGAUGGCUCAUGCCCCCUCCAGCAGCAGCGGCGGCGGCGGCAGCAGCCAAACCCAGUCCGACACUCCUGGCUCCUUCACUCCCACCCUGGCAGCUCAUUUCGAUGAAAACCUCAUCAGACAUAUCCAAGGAUGGCCUUCAGAAAACACUGAGAAACAGGCGGCCCGGUUGCGUGAGGACAUCCACAACAUGGGCAGCCUGUACAUGUCCGAGAUCUGCACGGAGAUGAAAAACCUUCGCUCCCUGGUCAGAGUGUGCGAGAUCCAGGCCACGCUCAGGGAACAGAGAAUCCUGUUUCUGAGGCAGCAGAGCAAAGAGCUGGACAAGCUGAAGAACCAGAACUCCUACAUGGUGUGAGGACCUGAGAAGAAAAAGGACAAUGAGAGGAAAAAAAAAAAAAAAAAAACAACCCACGGACAGCGAGCUGUUGAAGCCUGUUUUAUUCUCCCCUACGAGAACAACUGACAAGGUGAAGCUCCGUCAUCCCCAACACUUUCUUUUCUUUUUUUUUUUUUCUUUUUAAACUUGUUUUCCGGUGUCGACCACAUCAGUUGCUCUCGCAGUUCGAAAGGUCAAACUGAUGGCUCAGCUGAGUCGGACGCUUUAGCGUAAGUGGACACAGAGGACCUGGGGCUCUUUCAGACAGCACCUUCUUGGACAGUGAACCUUGGAUGUGUGUGUAUUGUAUCGGGUUAACUUGUUUUUCUGGUGUGUUUUGAUGUGUAGUGGUCAGGAAGAGAUUAAACACGAACUAAACCAUCUCAUAACCGGUCCGUAAUGGACUUUGUAAUUCAUUGAAAUGUACGGAUUCAAUGGCAGUGAUGUUACUGUUCUUUUUCUUUUUCUUUUUCUUUUUUUUUUUAAUUCGCUCUACUCGUCAGUGGUUUUUUGCCGCCAUCCCAUCGUGUCUUCAGGCUGGUUGGUUUUAGCGAAGACCUCUGGCCAGACCUUCAUGAAAAUAGUUAAUGUGCUUCAGUAGUUCUUUCCCAGUCGAUGGGAAUCUGCAUUAUGGUUCCGGUGAUCCACGUUCACUGGGGAGUUAUGGCUACGUAUGUCAAAUGCACUCCAGAUGUUUCCAAGCCAUUUUUUUUUUUUUUUUUUUAAAAAGCCUACAUUAUUGGACCUAGGUUGGCUGCUAGUACAUCUGAGGUUGUAUCCAUUUGUAGCCCUGCUGGCAGUUUUCUUAUUCCUUCUGCUGUUUCUUUCUUUUUUCUUUUUUUUUUGUAUAAUUGUCAUUGUUUUGUUUCUGUCCCAAGUCCAGUUGGGAAAAUAUUCAUUCCUUUUUUUUCGUGCAGCUUAGCAAGAGAUGGUGUAAAAGAAUAGAUGAGUGGCUGAACUUGCAGUCACGUAAAGCUAAAUUAUUGUUGCACAUGAUUCAUUACGUCCUUGUAGUUAUACUGGGGGUGGGGGGGGGAGAAAAAGAUGGACGGAAAGAAAAGUUAUUUUUUCUACAAGGAAACUCAUGUUUUGUUUUUCUGUUCAGCUGUCGUGGCUGCAGCCCUUUUGUCAACUGACGCCCGCCAUGUUCGGCAACUUUUUUAAAGGGUUCGCUCACGGUGAGAGGGAAUACUUUUUAUAUGGACAUCACAUUAAAACUGCAGUCGUACACUCCAACACUUA
This is a messenger RNA of Stegastes partitus (bicolor damselfish), 3134 nucleotides long. Its product is annotated as WW domain-containing adapter protein with coiled-coil-like. The record is from RefSeq and is a predicted model, not a curated record. The coding region runs from base 270 to 1871 and encodes 533 amino acids. Gene Ontology annotation, biological process: regulation of autophagy; positive regulation of TORC1 signaling. NCBI's taxonomy places the organism in Eukaryota, Metazoa, Chordata, Actinopteri, Pomacentridae. Gene Ontology annotation, molecular function: RNA polymerase II complex binding; chromatin binding. Gene Ontology annotation, cellular component: nucleus. The transcript is spliced from 13 exons.